AUUUAAAUAGGCGGUCAAACAUCGAAACAUAAAAGAAAGAUCAACAUUCAAUAUAUACAACAUUUCAUGUUAUUUUGAUCCAGAGAGAGGAACAACGCACAACUGACAUUUUAUAUCUGAUCUACUGUCUACUACAACGAAAGAAAUAUGGUAAGUGUUUUUUAAAUGUGUUAAAUGCUGUCAAAUAUACUGCAUGCCACACAUUAUUUGUAGAUUUCAUGCUUGCUGAUUUCUAUCUUACCAGCAAAUCUAGCAUACAGAAUAUGUGCGAAUUAGACUAUACGCAACAUUUCUUAUACCAAUGUAUUCGCAACAUUCUUAUACCAAUGUAUAUACUUAAUUCGUAGAAUAUCUGAUUUUAUAACGUAGUAUGUUAAUUGUAUUUUGAAACUUUGCUAAAUUAAAAUACGUUUGGUUUAGGUUAGACAAAAUGCCAAAUAUGUUUCGUGCAUGUCAUUAUUUCGCUUCACUGGCUAGCUGACUCUUUACUACAUCUGUUUAGCAUUCUAUUCUAUCAUCAUUUCUUUAGAAUUCAUCUCCUCAAUGUGAAAAAUAUUCUCUGGAAAGUGUUUUUUGGUUUUGUAUUAAUUAAUUACCAAAAUACCAAAUGUAUCAAAUUACGAGCAAAUCCAGUCUAAUUGUGCAUUUCCGUUUAUUAAUUAUUAACGCUAUAUUCUGUUCAUGUGCAGUGUAGUGGCAUCUAGUUAAAAUAUUGUACUUCCUAUUUUAAGAAAAGAUUAUUCAUUUUGUCCUUUGUUCAGUUAUAUUAAUACUUUAAAGUUAAUUGUAAUUAAUAUUACAUUAAUAUAAUAAUAUUUCCAACACUUCCUCAGGGUCUAAAAUUUGCAGUAUCCCGAUAUCCACGGGAUACUAAAAUUUGAUUUUGGAUACCAAACUGUGAAUGACUUAUAUCCCAACUGGAUACUAAGAAAAUUUCAAACAUUAGGAAAAUGUUAAGCACCUCUGACAGUCUCCUGAUAGCUUUUGAAUACUAUGAGUUUGCCACCCAAGCCUUUCCUCAUAUAAUGUGCAUUUUUGUGGAUUAAUGAAUUGUCUAGUUGUUGACAACUUGACUGUUGAAUCUCCUAUUGUUAUUGUAAUUUGUAACAGCGAGAGUUAUUGGAUGGGACAGGGUAUAAUACUUAUGGUAACCAGUAUCCAGAAAUAGGAUACUGGAUUCUCAGGGGGGAUACUAAACUUUGAAUCUUGCAUGGUAUCCCAGUUGGAUACUGAGAAAAUAUUUAAAUUUCAGACCCUGCUUCCUAGACAUUUUAAAGAAUAAUAUCAUAAAGCAGGAUAUUGUUCUCCAAGAACCUGUGAAUAAAGUCUGUAUCUUAUUCUGGAAAUUGUCAUUUUGUGUUGUGAUGACAGUGGAAUAUUUCACCAACAGGUUAUAAUACCAAGUCCAAAUGCUGCAAAUCUCUCACUCCUCCCACCCCCUGUGCUGUUCAUUAUGUUAGGUUCACAAUACUGGGACAACACAGAUGGAGAAAUUACAGUUGCCAUUGAGUAAUUUUACAGUCAAACUGGAUGUUCUCUUGCAAGCAACAUUGCAAUAUUGUCUCACAAUAUUAAUUUUGUCUCACAAUAUUGCAAUUUUGAUAGGGAAAAUGCUCUAGUGAGCAACUGAAUUUGCAAACGACACAAACAAAUUGCAAGUUGAAAUUCACAAAAGAUUUGUAAACAAAGCCUGUGAUUGGACUAUAAGAAAAAGGGAAGCAGCAAUCCAGUUGCUCAGACCCAGGGGCGAAACUAGCCCCUUUUAAUAUUAGGGGCGUGUCUGGCAGAAUUGCCCUGCCAAAACCAGUGAUUGCCCUGCCAAAACCAGUGAUGCCCUGCCAUUUUUUUGGCGACGCCCGUCGCCAAAAAAAUUUCGGUCUGUGUACCAUUUUAGGGGUCAAAAAAAUUUUCCGGACAACCUAUAUUUUUCGGAACAUAACAUAAAUUUUCAAAAAAUUACACAAUUUGCGAAAAAAUUCACUUAAUUUUAGAUAAAAUUGACUGAAUUUGUCCCAUUUUUUUUUUUUUCAAACCAAAAUUGCCCGACUGUUGAUCGAAUAUUGCCCCCGCCCGGUAUGCAUAUGUGCUAUCAUUUAUUUAUUUAUAAGAGACCUUUGAUUGCCCUGCCAAUCGGGAUGAUUCGUAUUUUGGGGGGGGUGUAACACCCCCCCAUACCCCCCCUCAAGUUUCGCCCCUGCUCAGACCAUUUGAUUGGCCUCCGGCCUUUUUACUAAUAGUCCAAUCAGAAAGCUUUGUUUACAAAUCUUUUGUGAGUUUCAACUAAUUCUUGCAAUUUGUUCUCGUCACUUGCAAAUUCCUCAGAGCAAUCUCCCUAUCAAAAUUGCAAUAUUGUGGGACAAUAUAUUGCAAUAUUGCUUGCAAGAGAACAUCCAGUUUGACUGUAAAAAGAACAAAACAAUAGACACUCCGAAAAUAGUUAACAUUUUAAACAACUUUUUGACUAGGUUUCAAUCAUCAGGAAUCCAGAAUUCCUGAUGAUGACUGAAACCUAGUCGAAAUGUUGAUUAUAAUGUUAACUAUUUACAGAGGGAGAAUGUCUAUCCUUGAAUGAUAAUGUCCCACUAUAGGCAAUCAAGACAUUGGCUUGAAACAUAAUGUCUGCACAAACAUUGUCUACACAAACCUUUUGAAAUUUUCCUAUUAAUCUAGGCUGAGGUGGUUUUUCGGUAUGCCGGAAAAUACUGGGGUUUUUUUAAAAUCCGGUUUUGCCAAAGUCCAAGUACGGAAAAAACCCCGGAAAAAGACAAAGAACUGGAAAAAAAAAACAAGAUUAAAAUGCUAAUGUUUCAGCUAAUCCUAGCUGAAAACUUGUGAAUACAUUCUUUUAGCAUUGUCUUCUUACUUGUAUUUUUAUACCUUUGUAAGCUUUUGAUAUUGAGCAUCUAAAACCAAAAUUCUUCACAUACUGUAAUAAAAACACAUGCUACACGGUUUUAUGUCUGUGUGUUAUUUAUAGAUUAAAAACCGGUUUUUGGGUUUUUUCUUGACGGUUUUUGGUUUCAGUAUUUUUCAAGAACUGCCCCAGCCUAUAAUAUUUAAUCCAUAAUGCUUUAUUAGUUUUAAUACUCUGUCUAAGACCAGAUGAUUUUACUCAUGAAGGGGUGAAUGCUGGCACUCAAUGGGUUUAUAAGCUAGACUAUCUGCCCAUGUGUCUAUAAUAGUUAAACCAUUAAGUUGCAUUGCACCCAACUUGAUUAGUUCACUCUGGCUAAUGCUAAAUGGUUUUACUCAGGAGUGGCACUCAAUGGGUUGGUAUUUCAAGUUUUGGCAAGGUGAUGCUAUUGGAUGAUUGCUUCAUUAUGGCAAAAAUUGUCAUCACUGUGCACAACAAGUCUGCAUAAACAUGACUAUGGUCCCACUAUAAGGGAAGCCUCACAUAUCGAUUUUGUCCAUGAGAAACGUCAUAUGUUCAUUUCUCUGAAGAAAAGAAAGGAGGAAAAAAAUUGAGGUUGUUUUCAAGCAUGUGAAAUUUGGGAAUCUUAAAAAUACAGUGUAGAACCUGUACUGUAUAUGACUGUGUUCAUAGGGUCGCAUUUUCAGAAAAGAUUGCAUACAAGGCAUCAAAGACAUUAAAAUCUUGCCACAUCAUGACAUGUAACCCUGGGAGAUUAAGGCAGGUUUAGCAAACAUACAGUACAGGUUGUUCAGUUGCCGUUGAUUAACACACCAGGUGUGAAUUAACACAUCAACUUGUGUUCCAGGCCACCACGGCAUUGUGAUUUUUAUUGAAUUAGCGCGAGCCAAGUGUGCCGGCAAUUGGCGCGCCAUAAUGCACUGCCUUUUUAUCAGGUUAAAGAUCUUGUGGAAGCACGUCGAUUUAAAAAGUUCGUCCCCUUUCGAGUUAUUGUUGUUGCAUGCACUCUGCAAUCAUGCAUGAAUAGUUAUGCUGUAGUUAAAUACUUAAAUGGUCUUAAAUCCCACUGUAAGUGCACCAGCUGUUGAAGGAGCCAGACAGGUUUUGAAAACCAGCACGUAUUACUAUAGUGAGAACAAGUCCUUCGUUUUCUAUGUCAUUUCCCACUAGAGUAUUAGACUAAGAUUGAAAAUUGCUCUUUACUCUUUAAUUAAAAUACAUAUAUUUAUGUGAAUAAAUAUAAAUACGGUAAUUUAUGACGUAUGUAUUAACUAUUGAAAUUGUUUAACGCCAGACGAUUUUACUCGUCAACGGGAGAGCACUGCCAGUCUGCCACGUACUGGUGCUCAUUGCUCAAUGGGUUCAACCUUGUGACUGUUCAAAUGCCAAAACGCAAUUAUGUUUAUUAUAUAGUAGAGAGUGGGAUACUGAAAAAUACACUCACUGUCAGUGAGAUAUUGUCCAUAUCUUCAGACUUCACUAGUGAAGAUAUCGAUCACGUGAACGUAAUUAUGUAUAUUUUAUGUUUCAGUCAAAUGAUAACUCUAGCCGGCAGCGAAAAGGAAUGUGGCAGAAAUUGAAAGAAAAGAAAGCGAUAGAAAGAGAACAUGAAAGUAAUUUUAAAGCUGGAAGAAUUCCGAUCCAUGAACGUAAUCUACACAGAACUGGUAUCCGAGGAAGAAAAAGAUAUAUUUACUACGCAUUUUUAUAUCUACUGGGUAUUCUCUGUUUCAUUAAUCUUGUGGUAAGAUACUUUAUCGAUAUACUAAAAUGUAUUGAAUUGCAAACUUGCCUGUUCAACAAUUUCAUUUCUAAUUAAUAUAUAUAAAGAUUUUAAUGUAUGCAUUUUAAAAACUAUUCAAUACACGGAAGUACAAAGUGGCUAUACAGAGCCUUGUGAAUCCCAGCGUCACGAAAAGCCCAACGUCUCUUUCAUGAAAACGAGGCUCUAUAGCCAAGUUGACGUAAUCUAUUUGAUUGAAAUUGAGACAAAUCUAUAGAUUAUAUACGCUAUUUGAUUAUUUUAAAAAGUCGUGAUAUCUCGCCAUAUAUAUACUGUACAUGUAGACCUAAUCAAAAUUGGCUAAUGUUUAUUCGCAUGUAUAAUAAUUUAUACGCUUGAAUAUUUUUGCUUACACUGUCAUUACUGUAUAGUGUUAUAUUCAUAAAUUCAAAUGGCAAGGGAACCAUUUCACCCAUGACACCCUAAUGUAGGCUAUAUUGAUGGUAAUAAAACACCACAACGUCAUUGGUAAAAGUUCAUUUGCUUACUUUUUAAUAUUUCUUUUCCCUUUUAAUGUUUGUUUCUUUACAGAUGUUAUGUAUUAUGCUGAGUGUUCUACGUAUUGAUAAAUCUGGUAUGGAAUCUUUGUCUUUAUUUAAAUCUGGCUUGGUACGUUGGAUGCACGGAGGAGAUUUACAAAAGGUUGUAUUAAAGACUGGUGAAAUUGGAACUUUUCAGGAUCGUAGCUUGGAUAUCAGAGGAAAUAACGCUGGGGUAAGUAAAGAAAUAAUUUUACUUACCGACUCUACUCUCUGAAAUACACCCUUUCGAUAAUUAUGUCACAACUACACUGUUUUCAACAUAGGACCACCUUAAAUGGAAAGGAUUUCAAGUUUUUUUCUCAUGGGCUAUGCACAGAGAAGCAGAACAUCCUUCUUCAACACAUGCAUGAAAAAGAAUUCUUUAUUUUGCCCAAUAAAUAUGGAAAUAAGCAUUAACACGAAAACGAGGCCUCGUUUUUGUGUUAAAGCUUAUUUCCACAUACAUUAUAUGAGAUAUACAGUAUUUCAGAAAAGUUGUCCUAUGCUGGUUGCAUUUUUCGCAGCUGCUCCUGAUUAGAUCUGUAAAAUACAGGCAUAAAAUUUACACUAAAAUUUACAUCCUUCUACCAUAUAUACUGCAUGGACAUUUUCUUAAUCUUCAGCCGGAAGCAAACCUCAAUAGUUUCUUUAAAAUACUGUAUUUUAUAUUACAGGCGAAGUUUGUUCACGUUGUACCUGGAACUAAUGGAAGCUCUGGUAUGUUCUGAAUUAGAAUACUUCCAUAUCGAGUUUGUUGUAUGAAAGAAAGUGCAUGGAGUCAUGCUUAUUGUAUAAACUCUGUUCCCUGUGAAGCAGCAAAUGCACUUGCCACCUUUGGCUUUACCUGAUUUUUGUAUGCCUUAAAUUUAUAUUACAUUGUCCUAGAAUAUUUCGACAAAUGCAUUCAUUAGUUUCGUAAAUUACUACUGUCUAGUAAUUAAUAUAUUACGAGUUACGCGUUUGGAACUGAAAAUAACUUAAACGUAGGGACUAGGGUUCCAGUGUAGGUUGUAUUCUUUAUUUAAUAAACUCGUAUCUUUUGGCCGGUUUACACGACCAGUGUUUUGGGCACGGCACCCCUAAAAAUGGGCACCCGUGGCCGUGCCUAAAAUUUUAGGCACGGCACCUCUGCCUUUUGACGUGUAAACAUGACAAAAAUCGGCACCGGUGCCGAAAAAUUAAACGUGCCGAGACUUUCUCACGAGGUAGUCUCGGCACGUCUAGCAAGCGGUGCCGUGCCUUAAUUUCGAAAAAAAUAAAAAAUGUAUUCGACAUCGAGUACCCGCAAAACAAGUUGUCCUCUUUCCAACAUGACAGUAAACGGCGAAAAACUACAACUUGCCAAAAAUAAAAAACCAAAGUCAAAAAACAAAUUUAGAUAACACAGGAUGUGAAUGUUGCAGACUAGUUAAUCGGAAAUUUUGAUACCACUGCUCGUCGCUGUCUCGCUGAAUAGAGCAAUGACUAUAUAUAGGUCGUAGCAAAUGGCUGUUCUUCGAUGCGUACAUACCUCCCGAAUUCGUGGCGGGUGAAUACAAGAUAGCACAACAUUUACGCGAAAAACAACUCCUUUCGUCUUUUAACGUAUUUUUCUAGUAUCGAAUUGUUUUUCCCCUCGAUUUUCGGCUGAUAUAAUGCUCUUCUUCGUUUCAAUAAAUAUAAAUAUAUAAUUCUAUUUCUGUCCGACAUCUUCAAAAUAUACCGUCGUAAACGGAAAGUAGAAGUGCCGUUUUCCGAUGGGCACGGUGCUUGUCAUAAAAGUGUGUCUACAAAAAGUUGUCGUGUAAACGAGGGCUAUCUUUAAAACGGGGAAUCGGGGAAUCCGGCCCUACCCGUAAGUACAAUCGCCACGCCGACAACCCUCCUCCUUUCCCAUCUUAGGCUAAUUAUAUUUAUAACACUAAAACUUGUCUAAGGAUAAUGGUGGUGCAUGGAUCCACAAUACAACAGCCGUUCUAAGAAGCAUGUUCAAUAUUCAAUUGUUAAAUUUUGCUUUGCAAUCAAUGUGUAUAGUUAACGUUGUAUAUUUAGCAAUUAUAUACCCUCUCUUUUGUGAGCGACUUUUCACAUAUAUUUUAACAACUUUUUCCCAAUUUUAUUGUUUUUAUUGCAAAAUCUGUAGAAGCCUAGCUGCCUAGGAGUAUAGGAUUGCCAGGAACCGGGCAUCCGGAAAUUUCGAUUUCAUAAUUAUAAAGUGCACCUAACCGCAAUUCUUUUUAUCAUCUCAUUUUUAAGAACUUCUGAAAUGGUAUUGUAACGUAUUUUGAAGAUUUUCGUUUGCACACUUUGUCUCUGAGUUAUUUCAGUUUUAUUGAUAUGCAAAUGUCCGGAAAUUUACGUCACAUAUGAAUAAUGACUGAUCAAAGACAAAGAAUGUAAGGUAAAUAAAAAGGCUAAAUGUGUUUUACCUAGGUAUGUAAUCCUCCCACAACUCCAAACUUCAUUUUAAUGAAUUAAACUCGAUAGUGUAUACGAUAUACACAAGCUUUUAGUUUAAAUCAUUAUGCAUUUGUGACGUAAAUUCCGGAUAUUUGCAUACCAAACAAACUGAAAUAUCUCAGAAACAACAUAAGCAAACGAAAAUCUUCAAAAUAAAUUAUUAUAUCAUUUCAGAAGCUCUUAAGAAUGAGAUGAUAAAAAAGAAUCGAUGAAGAAUUGAUAAAAACAAAUGAAAUCAAAAUUUCCGGAUGUCCGCGGUUCCGAGCAAUUCCCUAGCUAGGCAGCUAGGCUUAUACAGAUUGUGCAACGAAAAUAAUAAAAUUGUGAAAAAGUUGUUAAAAUAUAUGCGAAAAGUCGCUCACAGAAGAGGGGGUAUAUAAAGGCAAAAUAUAACGUUAACUAUACACAUAUUGAUUGCAAAGCAAAAUUUAACAAUUGAAUAUUGAACAUGCUUCUUAGAAUGGCUGUUGUAUUGUGGAUCCAUGCACCACCACUAUAUAUCCUUACACAAGUUUUAGUGUUAUAAAUAUAAUUGACCUAAGAUGGGACGGGAGGAGGGUUGUCGACGUGGCGAUUGUACUUACGGGUAGGGCCCGAUUCCCCGUUCCCUGUUUUAAAGAUAGCACGGUGCCCAUUUUCAGGGGUGCCCAACACGUUUGUUGUGUAAACCGGUCUUUUAUUUCUUGUAUUUAAUCUGCAGCUAAAUUACAUUGGACAUUAUUUUAUGUUUUUUUUUAUCUGCUGGUUACAUUCAUUAUGAUCUUACAUUACUUGAAACAGUUCCUUCUAUUUUUCAUUUCAUUUUCAUUUCGUUUUUCUCUGUAGCUUACAUCGGACCUGAUCACACUCUACUGAAAGCAAAGAACGGUGUACGUAUAGUUUCAUCUGAAAUCGACAAGACAGUACUUCAUAUAGCAGAGCGUGAAGUUGUCUGGGAUGUCCCUGCUAAAGCUGUCGAUUUAGACACAACCUACGUUGUUUCACACAGGGUAGGUUUUGUAUACAAUAACAAAACACAUAUCAUGCACAUUGGUAUAGACAUGCAGUAAAAUCACAUAUCCAUUUUAGAGUUUUUAUUGAUUUUUCCGUCACUAAUAAAAGUGAUAAUCCGACAUAUAGUUUUAAUGAUAUACAGGACAUUAAUUAAAUGGAUGUUUAUAGAAAUAUUUUCUGGUCGUCUCUAUUUAUUUUUCAAUUCUGUUAGUAAGCUCACUGGCACUGUAUAUGUUCUAUUUUCUCAGAUCACUAGUGACGACGGUAAAGACUUGAGAAUCGAACCUGCAGGAACUGUGACAAUUCGAGGAAACGAAAAUGUUUUCAUUGAUUCUGGAAAGUUGAACCUGAAAGCAAAGAACAGCAUCACACUGGGAAUUGGAAAAGAGGUAAGUGAACGUUUUUCUGUUUACACACAUACAUAUUAACCCAACGUAAACUACACAAAUAAUAUGGACGUAUAGAU
Messenger RNA from Paramuricea clavata, 9077 nucleotides. The record is from the annotation of a GenBank genome assembly. Lineage: Eukaryota; Metazoa; Cnidaria; Anthozoa; Malacalcyonacea; Plexauridae.